Messenger RNA from Argiope bruennichi, 3851 nucleotides. RefSeq names its product nose resistant to fluoxetine protein 6-like. The transcript is spliced from 16 exons. The coding region runs from base 199 to 2517 and encodes 772 amino acids. NCBI's taxonomy places the organism in Eukaryota, Metazoa, Arthropoda, Arachnida, Araneae, Araneidae. Gene Ontology annotation, molecular function: acyltransferase activity, transferring groups other than amino-acyl groups. The record is from RefSeq and is a predicted model, not a curated record.
UUUUAGAAAUUUUAAAAUAUUAAUUGUCUAAGAUUGUUUGAUUUUAUAAAAAGAUUUUUGAAUUAGAAGCUAUGGAAAGUAUAUUAAUUAAUAUUUUUAAACCGAGGCUUGUAUGCAACUGAUCGCCAUGAAAAUACAUGACUAAGAUUUGUUGACAUCUCUUAAUAUUACGAAGAAUUUCUAUUUAAAAAAUAUUGAAUGAAAACUUUGUAUAAUUCGAAAAACGCCAUGGGUAUUUUAAAAGUUUUUUUCCCAGUCACAUUUGUUCUCAUAUCCGUUGUGAUAUCUUCCAAAUCUGAAGUGACAAAAAUAUCUACACACAAAGCCACAACAGAAGCAAUACCGUCAGAAAAAGAGGAGGACUUGAUUGUGAAGAAAUGGAAAGAUGCUGAUAGAGCAGCCAGAAAAUUCUCCUCUAUGUUUGUUAAGAACAUUUUUCCAUUUGCUGUCAACUCUUUGGGAAGUAUUAAUUUAUCGACUUCGUGUGCGAGAAGUCUCAUGAAAUUUUUGACUGGAGUUAAGCAGUUAAAGCAUUGGGCAUUUAGAAUGCUAGAUUCCUCUGGCAAAAUUCCUAACGGAUUAUUUAAAGGGAACAUGAAUUCUCUGGGGGAUUACGACGAAUGCAUCGAAACUGUUGUUUCUGGACAUUUUCAAGGGCAGUAUUGCCUCCUUGAUAUAACCCCGCCAUUACCGAAACGUCGACCGUUUGUAUCAUCCGAUUCGAUGAUCAAAGAAUUUGUUAAUUUAACGGAUCCAGAAUCGACAACGGCAGAGUUUUUGAGAUAUGCAAAUUAUUAUUAUCAUCUGAAAUUCCGAUCCUCAGUAUGCGUGCCUUCGACUUGCAGCGCCGACGAGGUUCAACAAAUUGCUGCGAAAGUUAUGGAGCACAUAGGUAUUGAAUUUAAUGUCACCAUUCCUAACUGUGAAACGAAAGAAAAUAGCAUUGAUUUUUCCAACAGUGAAAUAGCCAUCGUGGCCAUUUUCUGUAUCAUCGUGUGUUUAGCACUGACAGCUACAUUGAUUGAUGUUUUUCUGAAACUGAAUGUGAAAGUCACAACAGAAAGAGCAACAACAGAAACAGGUUUUGCAAUAAGAUGUUUGCUUUGUUUUUCUUUCUACACGAACACGAGGCGGCUUUUGAAAAAGGAUGACUCAAAGGAUUCCAUUAAAAUAUUCCAUGGCAUGAAAGUCAUCACCAUUUUGUGGGUCAUACUGAACCAUACCUACUAUUAUACGAAUCUUCAAGUUUUUAGUGGUCUUUUGAAUGCCAGAGAAUUUGGUAAACAGAAAGCCUUUCAGUUGAUUGCAAAUGGAUUUUUAAACGUGGAGACUUUCUUUUUCAUAAGUGCCGUCCUGGUUGCCUAUGGUGUUAUGAAGAUGAAAGAAAAACAAUUAAAUGUGUUCCUCUUUAUUUUCCGACGACUUUGGAGGCUUACACCUCCUUUUAUGUUUGUAAUUGCGACAGUCUACAUUUUGCCUCACUUUGGCUCUGGACCCGUCUGGAAGGAAACUGUAAUAGAUGGUUUAAGCAACAAAUGCACUGCCACCUGGUGGACAAACCUUUUGUACAUCAACAAUUUUAUACCAAGUUCUGAAAUGUGCUUGCAGUGGACGUGGUAUAUACCAGUGGAUACUCACAUGUAUUUUUUAAGCUUGUUUGUUCUUAUUCCCUUAAAAAGGAACCCCAAAUUAGCUUUUCUAAUGAAUGGUAUCAUCUUUAUUUCUGGCAUUGUGGUCUCGGCCAUUUCGAACGUAUACUAUAACCUUCAUCCUACAGCGAUAUAUGUCUAUAAUCAUCCAGAAGACAUAAACCAUUUUAUAGAAAGAGGUUACUUCAGGACGUAUUUGCACUUCUCGACAUAUUGCGUGGGGUUGACAGUGGGUUAUUUAUUGGCAACGAAGAAAAAACGUCACAUUCCUUUGUUAUUGAACUUAAGUGGUUGGUUGACUUCCUUUUUGUUGGGCCUGAGCGUGCUUUAUGGCGUCUACCAGUGGAAUCAAGGCGACGUUCCUGGUAUAGUGCUGUCAACAGUUUAUACAUGCACUAAUAAACUAGCCUGGUCUUUGGCUCUUGCAUGGGUCACUUUUUCAUGUAUUACUGGAAAUGGAGGCAUCAUUACAUCCAUUUUGAGCUGGCAAGCGUUCGUUCCAUUUAGUCGUUUGACAUAUAUGGCAUACCUCAUCCAUCCCAUCAUACAGUUCAUCUAUAUCGGCAGCACUCGGACAGUAAUUGAAACGACUCACAGAGCUUUCGUAUUCAUAUAUUUGAGCAACGUCGUCCUCGCUUUUAUGUGCGCUUACUUCUUCAGUUUACUGUUCGAAUCUCCUUUUAUGGCCCUGGAGAAAGUUCUACUUAGAACAGGAAGAAAUUUCACCAAGGAGCCGCCCUCAUCUGAUAAUAGAACUGACCAAGAAGUGAUGCAAGACAUUAAAGAAAUUUACAGCUCCAAUGUAAGCGAAGAUAAAAACACAGUCUACAGUAUCAAGAUCAAAUACUUAGAAACAAAUGAAACUUGAAUUUCGUGUGAUAUCUUGUUGAUACAAAAUGUUAAUAUUUUAGAAUCAAUUACAAUGUGAUUCGAUUCUGCCCAAAAAACUAAAAUAGAUUGCAUUAAAAUGUAUAUUAUAUAAUGUGACAGAAGACCAGAGAAAGAUCUCCAAGAAAUAUAACAGCAAAUGUAGGUUAAAUUCUGAUGAUAAAUUUGUGCAUCAGAGGUAAAUUAAGAAACAAUUUUAACAUUUUAUAGUACAACGAAAAGAAGUUGCAGAGCUUAAAGUAGUGUGUGCUAUAUUUUAUUAUUUAAGAGCAAUUAUUCUUUUAUUUAUUUUUCCUGACAUACAACCACAUAUUAUAUAUAUAGUAUUAGUAAACUGAUUUGAAAAAAAUGACUCAUUGUGGGUACGUCUUAAUUCCAACUGUAUCAUCUUUAAUCACAUAUUUUAUCUUUAUCUGUUAAUAUAUGCUGUUGCUGUCUGAUGUUUGUUCCUGAAUAUAUCCUAUAUAUUCACAAUGGAUAAAACAAUGUAUAACAUCUAUUUAAUUCAUUCUGCUUAAUUUUACUUUUAAGAUUCAAUUCUUUUGUUUGUUUUACCAAUGAAUAAUUUUUUUUAAAAAAAGGUUGACAAUAUAUUUAGGAAAAAUCAAAAUUUGUUUUUGAAAAUUUUCAAAUUUGUACUAGAAUAUGAAUUGAUUUAAUUUGUAUUAUACGAGGGAUAAUUCUAAGCUGUGGCGUAGAGAGAGUAAUCGGCACCAGGGGCAUGAUUUAAUCUUUUUACCGACCACCCCCUUCCCCCCAACUAGCCAUCCAUCUGCUAGCAAGUAUAAACAGGUUCCGGUCACGGAAUUAUUUUUUCAUAUUUCUUUUUAAAAAAUGACAUUGGAUUCUAUUUUGUAUCUUUAACAUCUCCAAAGACUGAUGCCAUAGACUGUCUUUUCUAUACCCCCUCUUCUUAUGCCAUAAAUUCCAAGUCCGAAAGAAUCAUAUUACACUUCGGGAUUCAACAAGAAGCCGACUUUCAUCUUCCAAUUUCCAGUUACUGUAACUCGCAUAAUUUUGCCACCGAUUUCACUAGAGCAACUAGCGCUGUCUGUUGCCUUUCUGAAAAGUAGUUCACCAAUAAUAUCGUCAAAGUUUUUCUCAUCGCCCUCGUAUUUUCCGAAUAUUGCCUCGAGAGCGAUUGUUCCAAAUAUUUUUGCUUCAGGGAAAUGAGCAUUUCAUAGUCUGUUUUUCAACCCUGUCAAAUGUUAAAGAUGUCUCAAACUUUGUCAUAUAUCACACGUACGUCAUAUAUCGAUUAGUAUCUAUAAGAUUUGUUUUGGAAGAUAUUUGAUAAAGAAAAAUGAUUCUAAA